UCUCUCUCUCCAUAUAUGUACUCUCUGUAUAUAUGCACAUAUGCAUAAAUCGAAUUUCGCUUUCAGUAGCUGAAUUUCGCUUAGACCUGGCUUGCUCGGUAAUCAAUGGCCGAGAAAGAUAACCGCUCGGAGCUUUCCAUCGACAACGAAGACGAUGAUUUUGACGAACCGACAGAUGACGAGGGGGAUGCUGAUGAUGAGCGAGAUGCAGACCUUGGGUCCUUCACCUCUCAACAAUGGCCUCAGACUUACAGGGAGGCCACUAAUUCCAUCUCGAUUGCUGUUUCGCCAAUGUUUGACCCCUUCCAAUCUGCAACUAGUUUUAUAUAUUCUGGGACCUUUAAAAGUAAUUUGGAACUAGAUGAGAAGAGCCCUCUGCUCCCUACAUAUGGAUGGACUUCUCAAAAAGAAAACACAUACAGGAUGGAUCCCUCAUGGUCAAUGAAGCCUCCAGUGCAUCAACUUGAGGGAGAACUUGCAAUUGGUCAUGGAUGUAGCUUGGCUCAAACUAUAUUUAAUAGUAUAAACAUUAUGUGUGGAGUGGCACUUCUAUCCGUCCCUUACACAGUGAAAGAAGCUGGCUGGGCCAGCAUACUUCUACUAGUUCUUUUUGCUGUUAUAAGUUGUUAUACAGCUUCCCUUAUGAGGCAUUGCUUUGAGAGCAAAGAAGGGAUAUUAAGCUAUCCAGAUCUGGGAGAAGCUGCUUUUGGGAAAUAUGGACGCUUUUUUGUAUCUAUUAUCUUGUACACAGAGUUGUAUUCGUACUGUGUGGAAUUUAUUAUUCUAGAAGUUGAUAACCUGAACAAACUUUUCCCUGGAGUAUCUUUGAAUUGGGCUGGGUUUCAACUGGACCCUAAUUGUUUUUUUGGAAUUCUUGUUGCUGCUAUUAUUCUACCAACUGUUUGGUUGAAGAAUUUGCAAUAUAUUUCAUACCUCUCAGCUGGAGGAAUCAUUGCAACAGCUGUAGUAUUACUUUCUUUACUUCUGCUUGGCACAGUGGACGGAAUUGGGUUUCACAAGAAUGGUCCAGUGGUUAAUUGGAGUGGCAUUCCUUUGGCAAUUGGAGUGCAUGCAUUCUGCUAUUCAGGGCAUUCUGUGUUCCCAAAUAUAUACCACUCAAUGGCUGAUAAAAGAAGGUUUAACCUGGCAAUUACAAUAUGCUUUCUGUUCUGCUGUAUAGUGUAUUGCACUGCAGGAAGCAUGGGAUUUCUCAUGUUUGGCCAUGGGACACUAUCCCAGGUAACCUUGAAUAUGCCAAAGAACACCUUUGUAUCCAAAGUUGCAUUGUGGACAAUAGUUAUCAACCCACUCACGAAAUAUGCCCUGAUGAUCAAUCCGUUGGCCAGAGGAGUAGAGGAGCUGCUGCCUCCUCAUGUUUCUAAUAGUUUCUGUUGCUUUAUUCUUCUACGGACUGUGCUUGUCAUUUCAUCGGUUUGCGUCGCGUUUCUCUUUCCUUAUUUUGGUCUUAUGAUGGCUUUGAUGGGUUCUCUUCUUUGUGUACUUGUGGCAAUGUUGAUGCCAUCUUUAUGCUUUCUGGCAAUCAUGAGGAGGAAAGCAACAAUGACACAGGUUGUUCUGAGCGUUAUAAUAAUUGUACUGGGCACUAUUAUCGCAGUCUAUGGCACGUACGCUUCUCUUUCGAGACUUGGUUCAUCAGAGGGGUGAAAUUUUUUGAUUUGGUUGGUAUCAAUGGAAUGAGUUCUUUAGUUCAGCCAG
Messenger RNA from Diospyros lotus (date-plum), 1716 nucleotides. Its product is annotated as amino acid transporter AVT1A-like. Gene Ontology annotation, cellular component: plasma membrane. NCBI's taxonomy places the organism in Eukaryota, Viridiplantae, Streptophyta, Magnoliopsida, Ericales, Ebenaceae. The transcript is spliced from 12 exons. The record is from RefSeq and is a predicted model, not a curated record. Bases 106 to 1665 code for a protein of 519 amino acids.